AUGUCUCUGCAGGGGUUUCCUUCUUCCAUCUCAUCUGCAGAGAGUGAAGGUGGAGAAAGUUGCUUAACAGCCUUAAGUCAAUGCGAAAGGAUAAUGAGUAAUAUCUUGUCCAUUGUUGGAAACAUUAAUUUCUAUGACAUCAGAAAGACAUGCGAGGAACCAUUGUGUUAUGACUUCUCAAAUCUUGAGACUCUUCUAAAUAAGAAAUCAGUUAGGGAUGCUUUAGGUGUUGGAGAUAUAGAGUUUGUUUCAUGCAGCAAAGUAGUAUACAAUGCUAUGCUGCAAGAUUGGAUGAGAAACCUUGAAGUGGAUAUUCCUUCACUUCUUGAAGACGGAAUCAAGGUUCUUAUAUAUGCUGGAGAAUUUGAUUUUAUUUGCAAUUGGCUUGGGAAUUCAAAUUGGGUUCAUAGCAUGAAAUGGUCAGGUCAAAAACAGUUUGCGGCAUCCAAAACAGUUCAGUUUUUGGUUGAUGGUACAAAAGCAGGAUUGUUGAAUAGCUAUGGACCUCUCUCUUUUCUAAAGGUGAAUGGUGUCGGACAUAUGGUUCCUAUGGAUCAACCAAAAGCUGCACUUCAGAUUGAGAAAUACAAUCACAAAGAUAACACUGAUGAUGAAGAGAGUGAGAAAAUGAGAGUCAGAGAUAAUAGGGUAGAAAAUGUAGAAUAG
Vicia villosa (hairy vetch) is the source of this 666-nucleotide messenger RNA. RefSeq names its product serine carboxypeptidase-like. Gene Ontology annotation, molecular function: serine-type carboxypeptidase activity. The record is from RefSeq and is a predicted model, not a curated record. Lineage: Eukaryota; Viridiplantae; Streptophyta; Magnoliopsida; Fabales; Fabaceae. Gene Ontology annotation, cellular component: vacuole. The transcript has 6 exons. The coding region runs from base 1 to 666 and encodes 221 amino acids. Gene Ontology annotation, biological process: proteolysis.